Molecule: messenger RNA, 3372 nt
Organism: Mya arenaria
Lineage: Eukaryota; Metazoa; Mollusca; Bivalvia; Myida; Myidae
Product: nuclear cap-binding protein subunit 3-like
Exons: 13
Coding region: 5-3079 (1024 amino acids)
Cellular component (GO): nucleus; cytosol
Molecular function (GO): RNA 7-methylguanosine cap binding; mRNA binding
Source: RefSeq, a predicted model, not a curated record
CAAAAUGGCGUUGGAAGGGAAGGAAAGUUUUCCAAACCUUAAAAUUUGCAUAGAUAAUGACGAAUCUGAUGCAGAAAAUGACAAUAUAUCUCUGACUGAAGAUUCACAGAUUGAUAUAGAUGACACGGAGUCCGACAAACGAAUACUUAUUCCCGCAAAUGCUGAAACAUCUCCGCCAAGUUCUCCUUUCCAACAACAUGCGGUUGACAAAAAAGAUGAUGUUCAGUUUAAUGUGUAUUUGAACAAGUUAGAUCCUCCACAAACUGAAAAACCAACUAUUCGGCCAACAAGAGUGUAUGAAAAUAAAUCUGGUGAUUUUGUUACGGGAAUAGACUUCAGAGUGGAGAGCUCAGUUGAGCGCAUGCAAGAAAGGGCAAAAAGAUUUGGUAUAGAUUUCAUACCUGAACCAGCAGUUGAUUUGGAGACAUUAUAUGACAGUCUCGGACUGAAACCAGACGAUGUGAAGCUCAAGGAUGAGCGUGGUAUGCGACUUGAUGCCAUCCACAUUCGGGGUGUAACUGAGAUGAACACAAAGGAUGUAUUCAAAUACUUCCAGGAAUUUGCUCCUGGCGGUUGUGAAUGGAUUGAUGAUGAAUCUUGCAACGUUGUCUGGCUGGAUAAGAUGACGGCAGCACGAGCCAUGUUAAAGCUUAGUCGUAGUUACAAUGAUGUGAUGGCAGAGUAUGGGCUGAAGUUGACCAAACCAGCGCCCAGGAGACCAAGCCAGGAUAAGCCUUCUAAGGAAGGGGCAGGUGAUGCUGGUGGUGAUAAGGCUGGAGAAGAACGGGAGGAGGAGAAAAUGGAGGAGGAAGAAGAGGACUUAGAUUUAACAGAGGACAUCAGCCAGCCUGCACAAGAUAAACAGCCAGACAAGAUGGAGGACGAGGGUAUCGAGGAGGGUGAGAUAUCUGACAGCGACUCUGACAUGGGGGAGGAUGAUGCUAGACGACAGGAGUUCAACAAGAUAGCGUGGCCCCCAGGCAGAUGGAGGCUGGGCGUGCCGUUCCAACACAAGGCCAGGAACAUCUUCCUCAGAUUCGCUAAUAAAGCUGAUGUAAAAUUACCUGGUGCAGAGAAGAGAAGCAAGUUCUACCAGAAAUAUGGCAACCCAAACUAUGGAGGAGUGAAAGGUCUCCUGAGUAAAUCAAUGAAGAGGAGGAUGAGACAGCACGAGACUGGGAAUGACUUGGAAACAUUUGGUGUGCCGGCCGUGAGCUCAAGCAUUGGAAACCGGAACCAGAUAUCGUACGAGGAUGACCUGUUUUCAAGCAGUGUGGUGCCUGCGGAGGUUGAGGAGAUGGACAUCUAUAGCACUGCGGAGAAACAUGGCACAGACAAACGCAGAGCAAAGUUGAAGGACAAACCUGCUGGCGAUGAGAGUGAGGAAGGGGAGAUGGAGAGUGCGAGUGAAGAUGAUGCAGACUUUCCCAUCAUAGAGCGUGUAGACCCCACCCAUGGGGAGCAAGAGGGGUCAGGGAGUGAUGUGGAUGAGGCGGAGUUAAACAGACUCCUGGGCGUCAGGAAUAAGCGCCCCAGUAUGAAGAUGUACGCUGAUGAGGUGGAGGAAAAACAACAGGCAAACAGGACCAGACAGAUGGUUGGAGCUCUUUCCAUUGUUGCAGACGCAAAGAAGAAAGUAAAGAAAGUGAAUGAUGCCCGGCAGCUGAUUGUGGGUGCAGACCUACGAGAUGCUCUUAAGGAGAAGAAAAUGAAUAAACAAAAAGACAUUGACAUACAUAGAGACCCAUCGCCUGAUGACUGGAAAAUUGCUCGUAAAAUUGUUAAUGAUAGACUUUCUCCGGUUUCAUGGAGUAGGUCACGUUCCCGGUCUCAAUCUCCCGAAGUGGAGGGUGAUUUUGAAAACGAGAAUGUGAGGAAAUUCAAAAUUGCACCCAUGCAUAUGACUAUAGAGAAUGAUAUUGAGAACGAGAGUCCCUCUGAGGAGGAAGAAGAGGAGGAGGAGGAGGAGGAAGGGGAGAUUGAAAAAAUAGUGAGAAGAGAGUUCUCUCCUGCCUCUGAGUCUGAGCAGGAAGAUGCGAGGAGGAUUAUUAGCAAAAAGUCACGGGCAUUGACCCCUGAUGGACUAAAGUCCAAAAUGGAUGAAGUGCAUAGACAGAAAGAUGUGCGGUCAAGGUUGAGUGAUCGUGCUAAAGAAGAUUUAAGUAAGAGACUGUCAAGACGAUCUCCUAAUAAUGUUAGGUCAAGACUGAGUAAACGGGUAUCUCCGGAACGUCGAAGUCCUGUUAGAAUUGAUGAAAGACGUUUUAAUAGAGUAAGGAGGUCUCGCUCUUUAGAUAAUUUCAGGUCAGGUAGAAUGAGGAAAUCGCCCUCACCAAGGAGUAGAAGGCGAGAAUUCGACAGGACUAGAUCACCGAUCAGAUCUCCAAUAAAGAGAAGGUUCAGGGAUGAGAGAUCGCCAGUGCAAAGACGAUUAAAUGUUGCCAGGUCAAGAUCUAGGUCACCUUUACGAAGGAGACCCAUGCGAUCAAGAUCUCGCUCACCAUUAAUGAGGCGUCGGUCACCAGUGCAAAGACCACCACUGAAUAGAACAAGGAAAGGGCGUGAUGCCAGGUCUAGACUUGGUAGAAAAUCUCGGUCUCCAACAGACACUGAACAGUCGGAUUCAGAAGAGGAACAAGCCCCUGCACCGAAGGCAAAACAGGCAGCGAUGGAGGAGGAGGAGGACAGUUCAUCAUCUAGUAGUUCAUCAUCCAGUUCAGAUUCCAGCUCAUCAAGCUCCAGCAGUGAUUCAUCAUCCUCAUCCUCAGAAUCAUCAUCAUCAGAGAGUAGCAGCAGUAGCAGCAGCAGCGACAGUGAUGCCUCAGAGCGGUCAGCUAUCCGAAAUAAAAAGGUUCAGAGGAAGAUUGUUCCUCCUCCUUCAAGGUCGGACACUGGGGUGUCUAAAAGAUCAGGCAAAAAUCAAAGGCCUAGAUCUAGAGACAAGGAAAUGGCACGUCAAAAAAACAGGGGGUUAGAUUCAGGGAGACCGAGAGACUCAAGGAGGGAUUUACGCUCAGCAGGGGAUUACAGACGGGAGGGUCGACAAGCAGGGGGUAGAAGAGAGAGGGAGAGGAGUUGAUUAUUGCUGAAACUUGGUUAUUGUACUUUAUGUACUGGCUAGUUGUAGUUGUUUAUCCAGCUGUGCUGUGCUUUUAUUUAUAGCUGACUAUUGGAAUGCACACUUUGUAUAUGACUACGACAACUUAAGAAUAAUUUACAGCGGUAAAUCUGAAUGUUAAUUUGACACUUUAGAGGUCACUUCAUUUCAUGCAAUUGUACAAUUGUAAUUGAUAAUAUUUUAAAUUAUUUGUAGAAAGAUUGGAGUCAUUCAAGUUCAUAACCAUCAAAUGGGUAAUAAAGUCUUAUUCCACA